Molecule: messenger RNA, 304 nt
Organism: Colias croceus (clouded yellow)
Lineage: Eukaryota; Metazoa; Arthropoda; Insecta; Lepidoptera; Pieridae
Exons: 2
Coding region: 149-304 (51 amino acids)
Source: RefSeq, a predicted model, not a curated record
GCGCUGCUCGUGGCCGAUUCGUGUUUCUUAUCGUUAUAUUUAUUUGCUUCUGUUCAAGUGAACUUAAUAUGCCCUCGCUCGACCUCUUAGUUCCUUGGCCCGCUUAUCAUUAUCAGCGUGAAUAAAAUGAGACGACGGAAGAGAAGGAAUGCCAAGUGACUGUCGUGACUGUUUGGGGAUUCGAUUUCGAAUUAACGCCCUGCAUCAAACUUGGAAGUGGCUGCAUCAAACAAUCGCCCUUCACGAAUAUCUGAUCUCCCUCUCAUCAGCUGAUACUGACGCUUGCCUCACAACUCAGUGCUAG